AGCUCCAUAGUGGUCAAGUUAGGUUCCGUGCGAGUUGGAACACUAUGUCCAUUUCAGUUUGGAACACCAUUUUGUGUAAUUUACUUGUUUGUUUUUCAAUAUGAUGGGAUAGCUUAUUUUGUUUCAGAAAUCAACAAAAUGGCAGAAGCAUUUCUACUUCAGCAGGGACAAACAAGGGAAAAAUUGAUGGAAGAAGCCAUGCAUAUUCAAAGAAUCAUUCCAGAGAGAAAUAUUGAUGAGAUAUAUUCAUCACUUGAAACUUUCUUUGAUGACCCAAAGAGGGUACAGAGAGUUGUGCUCAAAUUUUUAGACCAUGUAAGGGAAGACAAAGACACUGCUGGUGAGGCCACUGAAGAGUUACCUAAGAGAGCUAGGAAAAGAAACUAUGAUGCUGAUCGUAAUCAACCAUCUACAUCAGGAAUUCCACCAAAAAAGCCUUCUAAAAUUCAUGUUAAGAGUGAUGCAAAUGAAGACAACAAGACUGAGAAUGUUGGUGUGUCAACACAUAGUGAUUCUCGUCCAGCAGAGAGUGACAAAGUUACCAUAGCAGAUGGGCUGGAUGUAGUUUUAGAUCAGUGUAAUUUGGUGAAUAGAAGUGAUUCAGUUAGUGAUGUUAGUUCAGAAAGUGACAAGUUUAAUGAAAUUAAGGAAUAUUUGUGGGAAAAUGAAGGAUUUGCAUUCUCAUCUGAAGAUGAACCUGAACUUUCUGAUCCAGAUGUGAUGGAUCCUAGUUCUGAACCAGUUAAGAAUGUCAAUGCAAGACAGAGGGAUGAAGUAAGUAAUGAACCAUCAACCUCUUUUUGGGAUCCUACAGUUCCAAGACAUACUGGAAAUGGAAAUCAUAAGAACACACUUGACAGGAACCUUCCAGUUGAUUUGACGCUGCCUGGACCAUCUACUGCAAACUAUGAUGAUUUACUUGCUCCUCCUCAACUUGAUGACAGCGAUGUUGUAUGCAUUGACAUUAAUGGGGUGGAUGAUGAAAAGAAACAAGCAUAUUACAAUUCUCUCAUUGAAAUUUUCCCUGAUGCUCAGAAGGAUUUUCUGAGAGCCAUAUGCGAUAAAUGUUCACAAGAUGCCGACUGGUUAAGUAAUACUAUAUCAGGUUUAUUGGAAAAUGGUUACCCAAAAGCUGGAGAUAGCAGUGAACAAGAAGGGGAGCAAGCAGAAAACCAGAAACUUUCUGGAAGAACAGAAGAAGAAAAGAAAAUGAUAAUAGAUGAAAAUUAUACUAAUCUGCUUGCUAUAUUUCCAAAUGCUGAUCCAACUUAUAUAAGAGAGACCUGUGAACAGAUUGCAGAUGAUGAAGACGCAAUGAAAAAAUUUGUUAGUGACACUUUAGAAAGUGGCAAGUAUCCAACAUUAGCAGAGUAUGAGGAACGAAUGAAAGUAAUGGAAAUUAGAGAGAAGUAUCUCAAGAAUUUCAAAAUUGAAGAGUUUCUGGAAAUUUUUCCUGAUCCUUUUAAGUACUUCUUUGAAGAAAAAAAAAAUGAUGAAAAAGAGUCUGAGUUAAGUUUAAAUUACCUAAAAUCCCGUUACAGAAAAAUACGUAUAGUAGUUUUGCAAGAAUAUUUGAUGAAAAAUAAAUACAGCCUCACUAAAGCAUGUGCAGAGUUAGACAAAUGCCGAAAUUUUAUGAAAUCAAAGCGUGGUGAACAUGAAAUACAGUACAAUGAAAAAGACAUGAAGAAUAUUCCAUUUAUGCAGGAGGUAGCCUUUAUUGAAAACAAAGAAAAGAUAAAAAAAUAUCUAAAUGAAAAGGAAUUGAAGAGAGUUAAAUCAUUCAAAAAGGCUAAAGAAAAUAAUGAGUUGCUGGAGUGUGGUUGUUGCUAUGAUGAUGAAGUUCUAGCAGAGGACACUGUCACAUGUAUUGAAGGUCAUAUAUUCUGCAAAACCUGCUUGCAAAAAUACGCUGAAACCCAAAUUGGAGAUGGAAAAACUAUCUUUAGAUGUUUAAGCAAUUGUGAUGCAGAGUUCAGUCUCAAGAUGUUGCAGGGUGUUCUCAGACCUUCAGUUUUUUCAAAAAUGUUACAAAGGAAGCAGAUAGAAGAGGUUAAAUCAGCAGCUAUUCCUGGCUUAGAAGUAUGCCCAUUCUGUGAUUUUGCUUCCAUUCCCCCAGAAGAAGAUAAAAUAUUUCGCUGUCUAAAUCCUGAAUGCAUGAAAGAAUCUUGCAGGAAAUGUAAAGAGCUCAGUCACAUACCUCUGCGAUGUGAAGAAGUUGAGAAGCCUGAAGAAGUGAAGAUAAGAACUUACAUUGAAGACAGGAUGACACAGGCAUUAAUAAGAACAUGUUGGCGAUGUGAAAAAAAAUUUAUCAAGAUUGAUGGUUGCAAUAAGAUGACAUGCACCUGUGGGGCUCUAAUGUGCUACAUUUGCCGCAAACCUGUAAAAGAUUACACACAUUUCAAUGGAGAAGGCGGUACAGAGUACCAUAAGUGUCCACUGUUCAGUAAAAAUGAUGACCUACAUGUCAAGGCUGUGGAAGAAGAAGCAGCAAAGGCUAGAAAUGAGGCUCUAGCUAAGAAUCCCAAUAUACAAUUGAAACAUGAUCCAACACACAUACUUCCAGAACGGACUCAGCCAGAUGUUCCUGAUCGACAUAAUGUUCAUUUUGUGCCGUAUAAUGGAAGAUAUCCAGUUCAUGUGAAUUUACACUUGCCAGCAGGUGCAGCGGAAAUUUUGCCAGCCCGCCGUCACCACAAUGUACACCCUCCGCCAGGUGGUGCAGCAGAGCCGAAUUGGCUGAAUCCAGUAAUUGCUGUAGGUCAGCAACGUUUCAUGGUAGCCCAGGGGCCUCAUAUUGUGGUGGAAGGACCCAGGCACGGUGCCAGGCUAAUAGUUCCCCCUGGAAUCGACAAUGGGCCAGAAGCGCAAGGACAACAGGACAGGCCUGCUGUGAGGCUAAUAGUUCCCCCCAGAUUCGACAACGGGCCAGAAGCACAAGGACAACGGGACAGGCCUGUGGAACGGGUUCAGCUGGCCAGACCGGCAGUGGGACAGGGUCAGCAGGUCGUGUCAGUGGCGCAGGCGGUAGUGGCAGCAAUAUUCCACGAGCAGCACGCCAUGGCGGCAGAAGUGGCGCACGGUAGGCGUGCCAGGGUGGCAGAAGCGGCGCGCGGUAGGCGUGCCAGGAUGGCAGAAGCGGCGCACCGUCAGCAUGCCAGGGCGGCAGAAGCAGCGCACGGUCAGCGUGCCAGGGCGGCAGAAGCGGCGCACGGUCAGCGUGCCAGGGCGGCAGAAGCGGCGCACUGUCAGCGUGCCAGGGUGGCAGAAGCAGCGCACGGUCAGCGUGCCAGGGCGGCAGAAGCGGCGCACGAUCAGCGACCCAUAGGAGCGACACAGCGUCAUCAGGUUAGGCUGGUGGCAUCAGCAGGAGGGGCUCAAGAUCUGCAGGCCAGGCGAGGUGCUCAGGGACAGCAGGUGAGGUUGGCAGCAGCACAGGGACAGCAGGCAAUGCCAGCAGCAGCAGCACAGGGACAGCAGGCAAUGCCAGCAGCAGCAGCACAGGGGCAACAGGCAAUGCCAGCAGCAGCACAGGGGCAACAGGCAAUGCCAGCAGCAGCACAGGGGCAACAGGCAAUGCCAACAGCAACACAGGAGCAGCAGGCAAUGCCGGCGGCAGCACAGGGACAGCAGGCCCGACCUGUGGUGCCGCACCGUCUGGUUAGGCGAGCAGUGGAGGCUCAGAGAGGCAGUCCCGUGGCACACCUGUUGUUAGCAAGAGUUCAGCGGCAGGUGCCACCACCUGCAGAAGGUCAGCCUGCAGCUCAGCUGGAAGUUCCUCUAGUCAACCAUCCUCCACUGGCAGCUGAUGACUUUGUUGCCCAGUGGUUAGCUGCAAUUCCACCCCAGCUGGAAAUACCAGUCGCUCAGGAUCAACAAAGACCGCAGGAACCUUUGCCACAUUAGAGAGGACAAAUUGUCUUCUUAAAAAACUACAUUUUUAGUAUCUGAUAGGUGAAUAAUUUCAGACAAUUUGUGCCAAUUGUGUGUGAAGUUUUCAUCACAUGUUGCUGUUCAGAAUCCUAUUACUUUAUUAUCUGUGUCCCCCUAAAGGUUAUGUGCUGUAAACCUGGAAUAACAUAAUGUUAUUGGAUGAGAGUGUUACUGAAUAAACCAGUGUGUUACUUACCUAGUAUGUUUCCAAUGUGGAACCAGUGCAACCUAUACGGGCUGAAAUGGACCCGAGUCGACUGUAAAAAUAUUGUAUACUGUCAGUAGCAGCUGUUUACACAACCCAUUUAAGCAAAAAAAAUUUAACAUUCUUCUGUGAAUUCUCUCUCUACAUAUACAGCAAAGAAUGUUAAAUUAUGUGCUGUGUGAUUGUGUCUCUCUCUCUCUCUAUCUGUGUGUGUGUGUGUGUGUGUGUGUGUGUGUGUGUGUGUGUUUGUGUGUGUGUGUGUGUGUGUGUGUGUGUGUGUGUGUGUGUGUGUGUGAGCUUAGCUGAAAGAGCUAAACACAUUAAUAUGUUUUUCUGAAAAUGUAUAAAAAUAUUGUAAAUCGGCAGGGGUCUCUCAGUUUCUCAAAUAAAAAGAAAAAAAACUUCGUGUCUCUUUUAAAUAAACAUCCUGUAAAGCUUUUAAUGAGUGACCUCACUGUUACCAAUUCAUAUAUAUGUAUAUCCCUUAUUACUAAGUUGAAAGUUAAAAGAUACUGAGCAAAAGUCUAUAGAAAUCAUAUAGUAUGAUUUUGUAUAUAAUAUUCCAUAAUUUAAUGCUUAUUUGAAAAUGGUUCAUUCUGAAAUUUAAAUUGUCAUUUUAAGAAUGAUUUAGCAGAGUUAACUGGGGAUCCUCUGGUAUAUAUUUUUCAAAUGUAGCACAACAUGUGAAGGUGUCUUGCCAAAGAAAAAAUUGUACAGUGUAUAUUUAAGGAAAAAAUAUGCUUAUAUUGUAUUUUAUGUCCUGUGUAUGUGCGUCUCCCCCCCCCCCCCCCCCCCAAUCAAACUGUUACAGAGAGCAUAGACUGAUAAAAACAGGCUCCAUGGUGUGCAAAAAUAGCCAGCUAGUUAUCACAACAAACGCUUCUUAAGAGUUGAAGACACCUCAAAACAGUACUCCGCAUAUUAUGCUGAAUAAUUUAUGUAACAUUCAUUCUAUCUUUUGGUGUGUUCUCUACUCAUGUGAAGCAAUUUUUAAUAUUCUGAACACUUUACAAUUUGCAGUCUAAAACCGAUACUGAGUAAAAAUGAUUCAGUGGUAAACUGUCAAUCCCGAGCAAGUAGAGGCCAGUUAAAUGAUAGUGUCUUGAUUAGACAGGAAAACACUGAAAUUGACACACUCAGGAGGAACAAGGAAAUAAUGGGAGAUGUUUUUAAGCUUUGUUUCAUAGUGGUAAGAAAAUUUGAGGUGAUGCCAUCACUCUCAAAUUCAGAGGCAGCUGUGCUAACAUAUGAAGCUGGUUGUAUGCAGAUACUUUGUAAUCUACAGAAUGUAUACUGUUUCAGGGUUGUCAUAUACUUACCUUGUUUGUUUACAUCAUGGAAUCAUUUCUAUUUAUGUAACCUCUAUAUUUUCAUUAUAUCAUAAAAAGCAAAGGCUAAUCAAUGGUUCUGACCAUUGUUGCAUGCAUUUGAAUCUGUUAAAUACCUUUUAUGGACUAUCAGUAGAAUCGAGGAUUUGAUAACUUUCUUUAAAAUCAUUGUAAUGACCUCACUGAGGGAUGUUGUUCUGUAAUCUAGUAGUAUGUGACACAACUACUGUGGUGGAACUUUGGCACAAGUAAAAGAAUUUUAAGAAUGAAGGUCUUAUAUUGAUCAGGAGAUUCCGUUGUUGUUGUAGAAGUGAGAUAGUGAUGAGACGUGCAAGCAAAAAACAUGGUGUCAGCAGCUGUGCUUGAAGUGAGUUACUAGGUCGAAGCAAACACAAUUUGUCCUUUGUCUAACAUGGAAUUUGCACAUUAAAUGAUCAAUAAAAGUUUGCUUAGAGAUAAUGGGGAUAAGCUGCAGAGGAAGAUAAAACAUGCGGCAAAUUUUAAUUUACUGACAUUGAUUUAUCUCUAACCUACAGGGAAAAAAAGAAUGCAUUUACUAUGGAAGUCUAAAAACCAGGUCAUGGUUCUCCCUUUCCACUCACAUUCUUUUGCCACAAUCAUCUUGUCCCCUUCCAUCACUCCACUACCACUUAUUUUUGUUCUACCCCAUUACAGUUUCGUAGCAGUUUUUGCUUUCAACUGUCAUUUACACAAGGAGCCUGACAGCUGAUUUUCUGCAUUUGCAGUAUUGUUUAUUUAUAUUCUUAUUCAUUACUCCUAGUACUGUAGCAACAAAAUUACAACUAAGCCGUAGAGUGAGAUCUACAUAAGACAUUAUUUGGCAAUUUACACAUAUGUGUUUUGCAUGCACAGAGUGCAGUGGUACUUCAUCUGUUCCCCUCAUGAGUAUCCCUUCUGCUUUAUCUCUUCAGCACUGUAAAAGUGUGUGUUGUGCUUGUAUUAUUUCAUUUUGUAUAUGUUUAUGAGUUUGGACAUCAAAGUGUGUGAUUUUUAUAUUUCUGCUGUUGUAUUUAUUUAUAAGAGUUUUUAACAUAAUCUUUUAUAAUUUUAUACAUUAUUGUAAAUAAUCAUAUGGUUCCUUUUAAUUAUAUUCCAUAGUGUUAUAUCUCAAAAAUCAAUGUUGAGCAGUUUGAAUGUGAUGACAUUGAAUAUGAAUAUAUUGUUGUGAUUUUAUGACAGUAUUUUACACGAACUGAAAUU
Molecule: messenger RNA, 6690 nt
Organism: Schistocerca nitens (vagrant locust)
Lineage: Eukaryota; Metazoa; Arthropoda; Insecta; Orthoptera; Acrididae
Exons: 10
Coding region: 139-3909 (1256 amino acids)
Source: RefSeq, a predicted model, not a curated record